CCGUGUGGGAACGUUGAUGGGUUCGGUAGGGCAAUAAGCAUGGCGCUGGCUGACCCGAGCCCAAGUUACCGGGCGAACUUAAAGAGGCGCAAAAAUGGGCAGGUGGAGCGUGGGAGCGCGAGGGAGAGAGGGAGGAGAUACAUACCAGCUUGGAAGAGGAUCCGCCAAAGGGACAGAAUGGGGGCGGACAGUGAAUUGGUCGUGGUGGUGGUGGUGGUGAAGAAGAAACGCGACGUGGAUGGGGGCUGA
Molecule: messenger RNA, 249 nt
Organism: Bipolaris zeicola 26-R-13
Lineage: Eukaryota; Fungi; Ascomycota; Dothideomycetes; Pleosporales; Pleosporaceae
Exons: 1
Source: RefSeq, a predicted model, not a curated record